Poecilia reticulata (guppy) is the source of this 1378-nucleotide messenger RNA. RefSeq names its product protein phosphatase 3, regulatory subunit B, alpha a (gene ppp3r1a). Gene Ontology annotation, molecular function: calcium ion binding. The record is from RefSeq and is a predicted model, not a curated record. NCBI's taxonomy places the organism in Eukaryota, Metazoa, Chordata, Actinopteri, Cyprinodontiformes, Poeciliidae.
CGCCACCGCCUGCUUGUCAAACCGAACCUCCUCCUCCGCUUACUGUCCCCUCCCAGCGGCUCUCACUCCCUUCGCCACUGCAGUGAAAGCCUCGGUUAUUGAGAGAGACGGCGAGGAGAGUCUGAAAGCUGGGUACAAAUCCAGGACCAGACCUCUGAAGAGGCACUACUACUGUGUUGGUUUUUUUUUUUUGUAUCGUUCCGCUCAGCUCGGCGGCCCGCUGACUCUUCCUGUUUCACCUCUUUUCCGUUCUCAUCGCCUGGAUUUCAUCAUCCGACCCGCAAGAUGGGAAAUGAAGCCAGUUACCCCCUGGAGAUGUGCUCACAUUUCGAUGCUGAUGAGAUUAAGAGGCUAGGGAAGAGGUUUAAGAAACUCGACCUAGAUAACUCGGGCUCACUCAGCGUGGAGGAAUUCAUGUCUCUGCCGGAGCUGCAACAGAACCCACUGGUGCAGAGGGUUAUCGACAUAUUCGACACGGACGGGAACGGAGAGGUGGACUUUAAAGAGUUUAUUGAAGGAGUCUCACAGUUCAGCGUCAAGGGAGACAAAGAACAGAAACUCCGAUUCGCUUUCAGGAUUUACGACAUGGAUAAGGACGGCUACAUCUCCAACGGCGAGCUCUUCCAGGUGCUGAAGAUGAUGGUGGGCAACAACUUGAAGGACACGCAGCUGCAGCAGAUUGUGGACAAGACCAUUAUAAACGCAGACAAGGACGGAGACGGCAGGAUAUCCUUCGAAGAGUUCUGUGCAGUGGUCGGUGGCCUCGAUAUACACAAAAAGAUGGUGGUGGACGUGUGAGCGCCCUCCACUUGCUGAAUCCCCCUCCUCGCCCUCAACACUCGCUUUUCUCCACCAUCUCCGAAGAUCUGCUCAAAGACGUCUGGCAAAACGCUCUCUGUGUAACUCAAUGGAAGUAUUCUCUCUCUUUAUGUCAAUCUCUCUGUGAAGCCGCUUUUUCUUUUCUCUCUAUUUUCUUUUUUUUUUUGUUUUUUUUGCUUUCGAAAAACCACGGGCCUCGUGAAGCCAACUUUGAAGUGUUAUUGAACUGUAAAUCCGCAAUAACCCGGUCGUAGCACUUUAAGAGACUGAAGGACAUCCAUUUGGUCAUUUGCAAAGAGCAUCUCUGGAAGGAAAAAAAGGAGGGAAAGGGGGAUAGAGGAGGGGCGCAGUGAAGAGGCUGGUUGGCUUGUUCAUAUUUCAUCCUUUUUUUUUCUCUCUUUUUUUGGUAAUUGUUAUUUUGAUAUUUAUUUUUGUUGUCUUUUAUAAAGAAAAAAAAAUACAACUAUAUAUCUGCAUUUAUUUUUCUUUUCUUUUUUUUCUUCUUUUGAGAGGACGUGUGUAGUGUAUUUACACUUGCAGCAGUACAGCUAGAAAGUAG